GUUGCCAUGGAGGUGAUCACGUGACGUUGUACACUGUAAUGGCGGAUUAUAGACAUCGCAGAGGGAACAGUUGACAUCAGACGAAAGAUGGAUUUACGCGUGUGUUUAGGAAUUGUUUGCCUUCUUUCUUUGGCGUUUACAUCCUCCGAAGCUAAAUGGGUUGAAGGGAAUUUACAGUCAAAUAACAACUGGGAGUUCCUUGGCCGAUUCUGUUUCCUGUCCUCCAAAGGCUCCCUUGUAUACAGCUUCAUGUACCCAGUGGACUACGGAACACAGGAAAUUUUACUUUACUAUGACGCUGAAUCCCAGUGGAGUGCAGUCUACAAAACGAGCAAGAACUGCUCUUCAAAAGUGUCUGUAUUGAAGCCAGAAAACCAUCAAAUUAUUGCCUUGAACACUAGCAGCACCCUGACAUCCCGGUACUCAGGGUGUCGCUUCGCCCAGCGUGAUGGCAAGAACUGGUACAACUGCACUGGGAGUCGAACCUUCAGGUCUAUGCGGGAGCGAUGGUGGUACGUCGCCGUGGCACGAUGUGGGAAGUCCCAAGGAAAUGCUGUAAGAUACGUGGAGGGAAUGAAACUGGAGUAUUCCAUGCACAUGACGAACGGAGAGCCUGAAGACAAGUUGACGUAUGAGUUUUCUGCUGAUGAGUUCUAUAUUCUGCCAAUCAACAUUGCAUUCCUCCUGGCGUACAUGUGCCUACUGUUUGUCUCCAUUGUGUGUGCGGUCGUGCUGCGGAACCGUCAGCUGUUUCACACCACCUACAAGAUGUACAUGGUGGCGGUGGCCCUGUGGACGUUCCAUGUGUUCCUCAUGUGUAUUGCUUACGGGAAGUACUCCGACACCGGCCGGGAGGAGAGGGGCACCAAGGUGACAGCGCGAGUGUUCUCGUCGGCCAGUGACAUCAUCUACCUGCUGAUGCUGAUCUUGAUGGCCAAAGGCUUCACCAUCACCCGCGGCAGACUCAGCACGUCCGGAACCAUCAAGCUCACCGUCUUCGUCUGCAUCUACGGUGUCGUGUACUCCGUUCUCCUGGUUUGGGAAGCUAACUUCUUUGACCCCGGACUGGUUCUGUACAUCUAUGAGAGCCCCCCUGGAUACGGUCUGGUUGCUAUGCGUCUGAUUGGAUGGGUCUGGUUCCUGUACUCCAUUUUCUUCACGCUGAAGAACCAUCCCGCCAAAGGGGCAUUCUUCUACCCUUUCUUCAUUUUCUUCACAUUGUGGUUCUGGGCUGGACCAAUCGUGAUCCUCAUCGCAAUGCAUGUGAUGAAACAGUGGACUCGAGAAAAGACGGUGAACGGUGUCGAGCAGUUUGUGUCGCUCGUCGGCCAUCUCUUCUUCUUGAUACUGACUCGUCCCUCGGCAGCCAAUACCAAUUUCCCCUACCACAUCAGAACAUCCCAGAUUGGGAUCUUGACCGGGGAAGAGGGAGAGACAGACUCUGGACAGGGGGGCGUGGCAAUGGGGGACACAGACAAUAUGGGGGGUGGAUUCCCCUAUGCAACCACGUCCUCCUACAAUGGCACGGCGCCAGACUUCUCUGGACUUUUCAUUGUGUCACAAACUCACACAGAGAAGAGGAAUGGACAUCUACCACCCCUGGCUGCUGAUGCAAAAUCUUUGCCUCCUCUUGGAAGCAACCUUGGCAGAAAUGAAACUUUGCCGCCAAUACAAAGUGAACAAAACACACCAUCCGCGCCACCUUCCUACGAAGCCCUCUUCACGGCCAAAAAUGCAUAAUUGUGUGAUCUGGCUAUGUUUUGAUCAUAUAUUUUGAAUAUUUAUUCAAAAGUUCUUAUGAAUUAUCAGUAUUUUGUUGAACAAUUGAAAUUUUAUUUUUUAUGUACAACAAAUGGUUUUAAAUGCUGAUGUGAAUAAUGUGAUACUACGAUAAGCGAAGUCUUGAUUGAGAAAUGUUUCCGAAUAAGGUGGGAUUAUAUUUUUUGGUAUUUUCGCCCUCAAUUUUGGUGUUUGGAAAUAAUGCAUGUAAGGAUAAUGAUGUUUUAAUAUCAGUUCCUGGAAGGAUAUUUGGUCAGUGUAAGCCCAAACAUUUGGUCGGUGUAAGCCGAAGCAAUGAUGUGAUUGAGGAGAGUUUCAACUGUUCACACGUUGAUCCUUGUUGGUUUGUUGUUUAACGCCGCACUCAGCAAUAUUCCAGCUAUAUGACGGCGGUCUGUAAAUAAUCGAGUCCGGACCAGACAAUCCAGUGAUUGAUAUCAUGAGCAUCGAUCCACGCAAU
Molecule: messenger RNA, 2239 nt
Organism: Haliotis rufescens (red abalone)
Lineage: Eukaryota; Metazoa; Mollusca; Gastropoda; Lepetellida; Haliotidae
Product: transmembrane protein 145-like
Exons: 14
Coding region: 88-1740 (550 amino acids)
Biological process (GO): response to pheromone; G protein-coupled receptor signaling pathway
Source: RefSeq, a predicted model, not a curated record